CCAGCUUGGCAUCAUGCUAUGUCUUCUUCGCGAUGUUACUUCUCUUCGGUACUGUGUUUUCUAAAGUUUUGACUCUUCCGAGCUACCCGUUGAGCUUCGUUUGCUGUUCAACAAUAAAAUCGUUUCUUCUGAUACCUUGGCGGUGUUUGAUGGCAGGGGCUCGUGUUUUGAUAACCAAUCCCCCUCCCUCCCCCAGGCCAGUACGGCGAAAUUGCUCCUGGGGCUCAAGUAAUGACAGUCUCAUCACGGACAAUCAAGUGAUCAAUCUUUCAGAACCGACUUUCACAUAAGAACUGCAUUUUGUUUACGCGGGUGGUGAAUACUCAUCAUCUUAGUUCCUUGAUCAAUCCCGCGAUAUUUCCC
This is a messenger RNA of Guyanagaster necrorhizus, 363 nucleotides long. RefSeq lists its product as uncharacterized. Lineage: Eukaryota; Fungi; Basidiomycota; Agaricomycetes; Agaricales; Physalacriaceae. The transcript has 2 exons. The coding region runs from base 33 to 290 and encodes 85 amino acids. The record is from RefSeq and is a predicted model, not a curated record.